GGGCCCAGGCUAGAUUUGAACCUCUAGCUCUGGUGUAUGUGGCUGGCGCCCUAGCCACUUGAGCUACAGGUGCCAUAUCAACACACCAUUUGUUAUUAUUUGAUUGAUGUUAUUUUUAACUUUAAAAACAAUGCAAAUAACUACAGAAGCACCAUGAUGAAGGGAAUGUCAUCGUUUGGAAAGCGUCGGAAUAAGACACAUACGUUGUGCCACUGCUAUGGCUCUAAGGCCUACCACCUGCAAAAGUCUACCUGUAGCAAAUGUGGCUAUCCUGCUAAGUGCAAAAGAAAGCACAACUGGAGUGCCAAGGCUAAAAGAAGAAAUACCACUGGGAUUGGUCAGAUGAGGCACCUGAAAAUUGUGUACCACAGACUCAGGCAUGGAUUCUGUGAAUGAACAAUGCCUAAACCCAAGAGGGCAGCUGUUGCAGCAUCCGGUUCAUCUUAAGAAUUUCAAAAAUUAGUCAUGCAAUAAAUGUUUUAGUUUUUAAAAAUAAAAAAAAUGCAAAUAACUAAUUACUUGUUAUUAUCUGAUUGUUAUUUUUUAACUUCAAAAACAGUGCAAAUAACUAAUACAAGCCUUUGGAAGGAAUUACGGAGAAUCCUCAAAGAACUCAAACUAGACCUCCCAUUUGAUCCUUCAAUCCCAUUACUUGGCCAUCUACCCAGAAGAAAAAAGAAUCCUUUUAUGUCAUAAGGACAUUUGCACUAGACUGUUUAUUGCAGCUCAGUUUACAAUUGCCAAAUUGUGGAAACAACCUAAGUGCCUACCAAUCCAGGAAUGGAUUAAUAAGCUGUGGUAUAUGUAUAUUGUGGAAUACUAUACAGCCAUUAAAAGGAUGGUGACUUUACAACUUCUGUGUUAAUUUGGAUGGAGUUGAAAUACAUUCUUCUUAGUAAAGCAUCACAAGAAUGGAGAAGCAAGAAUCCAAUGUACUCAAUUCUGAUAUGAGGACAGUUGAUGCUGGUACAUGGUGGGGGAGGAGAAUGGGGAUGCAGAGAGAGGGAAGGAGGGAGGGGGAUGGAGGGCCACAGUGAGGGACACACCUCUUGGGGAUGGGACACUAUUAUUAGAGGGAAUUUACCCAGCAAAUGCAAGCAGUGUAACCUGGCUCUUUGUAUAGUCAAUGAUUCCCCAACAAUUAAACAAAAUGCAAAUGGGCUCAGCACCUGUAGCUCAGCGGCUAGGGUGCAGGCCACAUACACCAGGGCUGGAGGGUUCAAACCCUGCCUGGGCCAGCCAAACAACAAUGAUAACUACAACAACAACAAAAAUAGCCAGGCGUUGUGGCAGGAGCCUACUGGGACUCCAGCUACUCAGGAGGCUAAGGCAAGAGAAUCGCUUAAGCCCAAGAGCCUGAGGUUGCUGUGAGCUAUGACACCAGGGCACUCUACCUAGGGUGAUAUAGUGAGACUCUCUCUCUCUCAAAAAAAAAAAAAAAAUGCAAAUGUUAUAGAAAAAUUACAAGAUAUAGAAGAAUAUAAGGGAUAAAUAAAUUGCCAGUAAUCAUCAUUAUAGUUCCUAUAUCCUUGGUAAGUUCUUCAAAAAAAUUUAGUGUGUUAAUAAUUGUAUGGACAUAUCAUAACUAUUUCUCUUUUCUCAGAUUCUUAAUUUUUUGAUGAAUAAUGCAUAUUCUUCCCUUUCCUUAUGCCCUGGAGCCUCUGGGGUUAUUUUCUUAGGAUGCGUUCUUAGUACAGGAUGUCCUUGAGUUUCAAACAUCUGACUUACAUACAACUCAAACUUACAAAUGGAGACUAUUAUAGAUAAUAGGUAAAUGUACCUGUUCCAAUUUACAUCAAAUUCAAUUUAAGAACAAAUCUACAGAACCUAUCCUGUUCAUAAUCUGGGAACAGUCUGCAGUAUUAUUUUACCAGAUCAGAAUUGAAGUGUUUUAUUUGGGACUAGGGGACUUGUAGUCAUCUUGUCCUCUAGAGGUCUUAUCAGGGCUCGGUGCCUGUAGCUCAGCAGCUAAGGUACCAACCACAUAUACCGGAGAUGGCAGGUUCGAAUCCAGCCUGGGCCUGCCAAAUAACAACGACAACGCCAACCAAAAAAUAACCAGGCAUUGUGGCAGGUGCCUGUAGUCUCAGCUACUUGGGAGGCCGAGGCAAGAGAAUUGCUUAAGCCCAGGAAUUGGAGGUUGCUGUGAGCUGUGACACCAUGGCAGUCUACAUAGUGAGACUCUGUCUCAAAAAAAAAAAAUAAAAAAAUAAAAAAUAAAGGAGGUCUUAUCAGGAACACAUGAGAAUGCCUGUCCCAUGCACUUGCCAUUGUUGUAUCAUCUGAAAGGAAAACCAUUCCAGUCAUACGAAAUGUACUUCAUUCUCCUUUCGGUCAAAUUCAUCGGCAUCCUGUGUUGUGCCAAAAUAACUGGUCUUCCUUCCCAUUACAGUGGGUGGCUGUCCCUGUUCUCUGGGCCGAAUGCCUCUUCCUAUGCAAGUUGGAUCCCCAGACCUUUCCAUGCCUUUAGGAACUUCACUGUCUACUCCUCCCUUAUUUCUUCCUCCCUCAUCAGCAUAAAAACAUGCUUUAACGUGGACUGUCUUUAAAACAAAACAAGAAUUCUGUGCCCCUUGUCUCCUUUGUUAAAAACAUUUUAUAGGCGCGAUAGGCGUGUGGCUCAUGACUGUAAUCCCAGAACUUUGGGAAGUCAUGGAGGCCAAGGCCAGCCUGGGCAACAUAGUAAGACCCCAUCUCUCCAGAAAAUAAGAAAUGUGAGCCAGGCUUGGUGGCACAUGCCUGUAGUCCCAGCUAUUUCGGAGGCUGAGGUGGGAGGAUCCGCUGAGCCAGGAGCUUGAGACUGCAAUGAGCUAUGAUCAUGCCACUGUACUGUAGUGGAUGACAGAGUAAGACUCUGCCUUUAAAAAAAAAAAAAAAAAAAAUUAUAGGAGGCUAUUGAUUUGGGCUGAGUUCUGUACUAGGCUCAGUAGACCAAACCAAAAUAGAGCUCCUCAAGCUCGGUUUCCAUGCCACGGAUCUGAAACCAACUUGUUUGUCUGACUUUCCAUGAAAUUGGGUAGAAAGAGAUAACAGCCAAAACCCCAAACAGGCCAGUUUUAGCUAUGCUAGGAAAAUCCCCUCAGCCUUAACUACCUUUAUAAGUAACUUUGAAACAACCAGUGUGUUUUUGGUUCUCUGUUUCUGCUUUCUUUGGUCCUUUGAGGGUUUUUGUUGUUUGAUUUGUUUUUUUACAGACAGGGUCUUGUUCUGACUUAUUCCAGGCUAAAGUACAGUGGCAUGGUCAUAACUCACUGUAGCCUUGAACUCAUAAGCUCAAGCAGUCCUCCUGCCUCAGCCUUCCCAGCAUCUAGAGCCAUAGGUACAUGCUACACACCCAGCUGAUGUUUUUAUUU
Molecule: messenger RNA, 3353 nt
Organism: Nycticebus coucang (slow loris)
Lineage: Eukaryota; Metazoa; Chordata; Mammalia; Primates; Lorisidae
Product: 60S ribosomal protein L37-like
Exons: 1
Coding region: 154-396 (80 amino acids)
Biological process (GO): translation
Cellular component (GO): ribosome; cytosolic large ribosomal subunit
Molecular function (GO): structural constituent of ribosome; RNA binding
Source: RefSeq, a predicted model, not a curated record